Messenger RNA from Penicillium canescens, 1515 nucleotides. RefSeq lists its product as uncharacterized. Gene Ontology annotation, biological process: transmembrane transport. NCBI's taxonomy places the organism in Eukaryota, Fungi, Ascomycota, Eurotiomycetes, Eurotiales, Aspergillaceae. The record is from RefSeq and is a predicted model, not a curated record. The transcript has 4 exons. Gene Ontology annotation, molecular function: transmembrane transporter activity. Bases 1 to 1515 code for a protein of 504 amino acids.
AUGGAGAAGACUGAUAGCCAACAUAUGCAUGUUGAAGGAGUUGAUCCUGGUCCUCAGGGAACUGAAGCUGGAAAGUACUCUGAUUUCUAUAUUGAAGACCAAGUUGCUCAUCUGUCUGAGGAGCAUCGCCAGUAUCUUCUCGCACGACAUGGCACAUUGGAUCUUGAUCCUCUCCCUGACAUGAACGAUGCAGAUCCCUACAACUGGUCACGAUGGAGGAAAAACAUAAACCUCGCUCUCGUCGCUUUCCACGCCAUGAUGGCCACGUUCACAGCCGCUUCCAUCCAAUCCGCAUUCGAAAACAUCUCCGAGGACCUAGAAGUCAGCAUGCAACGCACUAGCUACUUGGUAUCACUAUUCAUUGCCGUGCUAGGUGGUGCACCCUUGUUCUGGCGACCGCUGUCCAAUCGAUUCGGUCGUCGUCCAAUCUUUUUGAUCUCGUUGAUCUGCAGUUUGGUCGGAAAUAUUGGCUGUGCGAAGAGCUAUUCGUAUGCCACAAUGGGUCUCUGUCGUGCCAUCACUGCUUUCUUUAUUAGUCCUGCGGCGGCUAUUGGUAGUGCUGUUGUUGCCGAGACUUUUUUCAAGAAGGAUCGUGCGAGAUGCAUGGGUGCGUGGACUUUGAUGGUCACGAUUGGUGUGCCAGCUGCUCCUUUCAUUACGGGCUUCAUCGCUUUACGUGUUGGAUACCGGUGGAUCUAUUACAUUCUUGCCAUUGUCAAUGCAAUCCAGUUCAUUCUAUACCUCUUCCUCGGAUCCGAAUCCCUCUAUGUCCGCAGUGAACAUGCCUCGCACAAUGUGACCAGUGUUAAGGAGAGUCUUUUCAAGUUUGGCCGCAUCGAUCGGACUCCAUUCAGACUUUGGGACUUCUUCCAGCCCUUGAGCUACUUUGGCAAGCCAUGUGUGCUACUACCAGCAGCCGCAUAUGCCAUGAUCUUCCUUUGGGGCAGUGUCAUGCUCACAAUCGAGAUACCUCAGCUUUACCCGGCGAUGUUCGGCCUUAACACGCAACAAGUUGGUCUUCAAUUCUUGGGCUUGGUGAUCGGCUCUGUCAUUGGAGAGCAGAUCGGCGGCUUUAUCUCCGACCGGUGGAUGUUGGUGCGCCAGAAGCGUAUUGGAGAGCCCCCUGCACCCGAAUAUCGUCUUUGGUUGAGUCAUAUUGGCCAUGUCCUUACCAUUUGUGGUAUCGUGGUGUUUGCCGUCCAACUUCGGGAUGCUGGGAGUACUUGGAAUAUUACUCCGGUCAUUGGCGCAGCUAUCGCUGCUGGGGGUAAUCAGAUUGUUACUACUAUUGACAUUACUUACGCGGUCGAUUGUUACCGCGAGGAUGCUUCGAGUGUUGGUGUGUUUAUUACUUUUGUUCGUCAGAUGUGGGGAUUCAUUGGCCCUUUCUGGUUCCCUCAAAUGUUUGAGACGGUCGGAUGGGCUGGUGGUGCGGGUAUUGCUAUUGCUCUGAUAGUAGCAGUCAGCAUCAUUCCUACCAUUUUAGUACAAUGGCGAGGAGCUGCAUGGCGAUGA